This is a messenger RNA of Pyrgilauda ruficollis (rufous-necked snowfinch), 835 nucleotides long. RefSeq names its product mitochondrial ribosomal protein L58 (gene MRPL58). The record is from RefSeq and is a predicted model, not a curated record. The coding region runs from base 24 to 719 and encodes 231 amino acids. Gene Ontology annotation, biological process: mitochondrial translational termination. Gene Ontology annotation, cellular component: mitochondrial large ribosomal subunit. The transcript has 6 exons. NCBI's taxonomy places the organism in Eukaryota, Metazoa, Chordata, Aves, Passeriformes, Passeridae. Gene Ontology annotation, molecular function: translation release factor activity.
AGCUGGCCGGCGAGGUUUAGUUCAUGGGUUAUUCUUGGAUGGGCGGGGUCAUAGCAGGGGGCGGUGCCAAUUGGGCGGGCGGGGUCAGCACGCGGGUGGUAAUACGGUGGGCGGGGUCAAGCCGAGGGGCGGGGCUUAGCGCUGCAUUGGCUGUGGCGGAGCUGAACAGGCGGGGCCGCCGCUGGUGGGCGGGGCCGCCGCUGGUGGGCGGGGCCGGCCGAGGGACCCCGGGAUCCCCCCCGACCCCCGGGGCCCCCCGACACCGCUCCCGAUGUGUCUUCCAGGAGGAGCUGCGGCCGCGCGCCCUCGACAUCCCCAUGGCUCGCCUGACCGUGUCCUACAGCCGGAGCAGCGGCCCCGGCGGGCAGAACGUUAAUAAAGUGAACUCCAAGGCAGAGGUUCGGUUCCACCUGGCAUCGGCCGACUGGAUUCCCGAAGCUGUGAGACAAAGAAUGGCUCUGAUGCACAGGAAUAGGAUAAACCGGGCCGGUGAGCUGAUUGUGACCUCGGAGGAGAGUCGCUACCAAAUGAGGAAUCUGGCGAUUUGUCUGGAGAAAAUCCGGACCAUGGUCACGGAGGCGACUGAGAAACCCAAGGUGGUGUCUAAGGAGACAACGCAGAAACUCAUAGAGAGGGUGGAAAAAAUGAACCGUGAACGGCUACGACAGAAGAAAAUACACUCAACCAUAAAACAGAGCAGGAAGGCAGAUUUCGACUGAGAGCAGCAGAGAUCCAAGCCCUUGGCAUUCCAUCUUCCUAAAGAAGUGGUGUUGGCAGCUGUUAAUGAUGCUAAACUCAUGAGCUGUAUUGAAUAAAAAUAGCCUGAAAGUGUAAA